AUGGUUCUGCAUGGCUCCUUGAACAAUAUUUGGUCCCUGAAAACGAGUCAAAGAAACUCUUGGUUAGCAAAUAAGAUCAUAAAAAUCAGGGACGUGGCCUUUCAUUGGAUAAAGUUCAGGGUAGAGAAUGGGAAAAAUUGUAGAUUCUGGUAUGACAAUUGGUCACCUUUUGGUAGUCUUCAUGUCUUCCUACAAGGGGCUGCUUCGUUUCAGUUUGGGCUUUAUCCACUGGUUACUCUGCAUGACCUAAGAAGUCCAACUGGUUGGUUACUUCCUCUUGCUAGAUCAGAGAAUCAGGUUUUACUACAAGCUUAUUUGUCUACUAUCUCACUCUCUAGUGAUGAAGACUCCUAUGAAUGGGUGAUGGAUGAUGUUAUCAUGACCAAGUUCUCUACCGGUCAAGUCUAUAAUGCAAUUAGGGAGCAUCGUCCUACUAUACCUUGGUAUCAAGCUGUCUGGAACAAAAGAGGGAUCCCAAAACAUAGCUUUCUCACUUGGCUGUUUGUUUUGGAUCGCUGCCCCACUAGAAAUAGACUGCUCAACUGGGGUUUGAUUACGGACCCAAACUGUCUACUUUGUAAUUCAAGCUUAGAAGAUCGUGACCAUGUCUUCUUCGGCUGCAGUUUCUCCUGGAGGAUCUGA
Molecule: messenger RNA, 642 nt
Organism: Arabis nemorensis
Lineage: Eukaryota; Viridiplantae; Streptophyta; Magnoliopsida; Brassicales; Brassicaceae
Source: the annotation of a GenBank genome assembly